AUGCUGGUGGUUGUUGAAUUAUAUGAUUACCUCCUGGAGGAGGUGGAGGAACAGAAACACUCGAAGGUGGAGGAGGUGGUGGAACAUUCUUCCUAUUUAUACAAGCAGCAAUCAUCGAUGACGAUGGAGGAAGAGGAACAGUCGAUCCCGAAGGUGGUGGUGGAACAUUGUAGUCGGUUUUUUCCUUACUUUAAAAAAAUGAGCAAACAAUCAACGCCCCGAAGUGGUGGUGGCAGUAGUAGUAGUGGUUAUAAUUUAAUUAAUUCGGGUAACCCUAAUCAUUCAAUAUCGUCACCAUCGUUAGCAUCAUCCUCAUCAGCACUAAGGAGGAGUGGUGUGGAGAGUCCGGCAGGUUUGAGGUCACCUCCUGGUUCUGCCUUAUCGAGAAAGAGUCGUUCGUCGACUGUUCAUGUUUCUAGUAGUAGUAAUGGAAGUUUUCAAGAAAUGAUGAUGAAUGGAAGUGUUGUUGGUUCCGGCAGUGGCAGUGUUGGACAAAAGAGUAAAUUAACUGCAUCUAAUUUGAAUGCUCAUAAUGAACAAAUUGCUGAGGAUGAAAAGAUGCAAUCAAGGACAAAGAAAACAAGUUCGAUAAUGUCCCCUGGUUCUGUUGCUCCAUCGAGUAAUAGCAACAGUAGUAACAAUUCAAGAAAUAGAACCAACUCGGUAAUGUCCAAUACAAAUAGACAUAUUUAUCAUCCAAUUCCUUUGGAAUUGAGUUCUAGAAAUCUUUUAUAUUACCUUUACAAUACUCAAAAUGAAGAAGAGAAGGAGUUGAUGGAACAACAUUUUAUUGACUCGAAAUAUAUUGUUGCCAUUGGAGAUUUACAUGGACAUUUGAGUGCAUUGAAAUUGUUAAUGCUUAAAUUGGAAGAAGCUCUAGGAAAUGAUUUACAUCAAAAGUAUCAUUUAGUUUUUCUAGGAGAUUAUGUUGAUAGAGGACCUAAGAUUAAGGAGACAAUUGAAUAUUUAAUACAAUUGGAAAAGAGUAGAAAACCUGGAACUACUCACUUUUUGAUGGGAAAUCAUGACUUUGCAAUGGCAAUGUUUUUAGGACUGUUUGAUGAUCAAGUUAAAGAAGGAGAAUCACUAGGAUCAACCUGUAAGGGGUAUUUCAAAAAUUAUGAGUUAUGGAAAGGAAACGGAUCUGAACAUAUGCAUUUACAAGGAAGAAGAUGGGGACCUGGAUUUACCUAUUCCUCAUUUAACACAUUUUACAGUUAUUGUACAAAGGAUGGACGCAAGGACAAUGAUGUUAUUGGAGAUCGAGACCUUCUCCUUAGAAGGAUGCCAGAGUCUCACAAACAAUUCUUUAGGAAUAUGCCUUGGAUGCUGUACAAUGAGAAGAAUAUCUUUGUUCAUGGAGGGUUUCAAACAUCUUCAUCCCUCAAAGAGCAAAUGUUGCCACUCAUGAGAAGAGACAUCAUGGUUCCAAGGAUUAAGCCAAUCUCAGAAAGAAACUUUUCCAGUAUGGAUGGACAUGAAGAUUCAACUCGAAGAAUUGUCUCUGGCCACAUGCAAGUGGAUAGAGUUAAAGUUAGUCAAAAGAGAGCUCUAGUUGAUGUAAGUGGAGGACUUACUGGAGAAUUAGCUUGCGUAGUUCUUCCAUCCUGCAAGGUUAUCACAACUCAACCGCCAGUUGCAGCUCAUGAAGAAGAAGAAGAAUUCGACAGAUUAUUAAAUAGUGAUUAGGUCAUUAUC
Messenger RNA from Naegleria gruberi, 1698 nucleotides. RefSeq lists its product as uncharacterized. Gene Ontology annotation, molecular function: hydrolase activity. The transcript has 2 exons. The record is from RefSeq and is a predicted model, not a curated record. The coding region runs from base 1 to 1689 and encodes 562 amino acids. NCBI's taxonomy places the organism in Eukaryota, Heterolobosea, Eutetramitea, Acrasida, Naegleriidae.